Molecule: messenger RNA, 4048 nt
Organism: Linum trigynum
Lineage: Eukaryota; Viridiplantae; Streptophyta; Magnoliopsida; Malpighiales; Linaceae
Source: the annotation of a GenBank genome assembly
CACAAUUCAUCCACCACCGUCGACCGUGACUCUGCCGCCCGCCACCAUGUUAAACGAAUGAGGGUAACUAGACCGAGAACAAUGCAAUCGUGGCUGGCCACUUCCACCAUCGCAUCAUCAGGCAUCGCAUUUCCUAUUGGAUUAGGAUGCUACACAAACAAUAAAAUCAAACCCAAUAAUGAAAGAAGCAUUGAAGUUGAUGGGGCAAUGGAGGGAGCUUCUUUCAAUUGUAGUGCUCCUUUAGGAGGGAAAUGGCAUAAUCAGAGUAAAGGUUUGUGGGACAUAAGGAAAACAGGGGAGUAAUGGAUUCUGGGAAUAAGUUUACCCGCCAAGGCCUUCUUUCUACGCCUUGAUGGAUGGUGCCGCUAGGAAUCAGAAGAAGGGUGUAGACAUGAGAAGGAAUGACGACGGCAAACGGUGGCAGAGGUGUUUAGAGAGGAGGAGGUUGGCACUGUUCAGAGAGUAAAUUAGGGAUUUUAGAGUUUAUUGUUUCUGUGAAUUUUAAUGAAGGGUAAUUGUGAACCGCGGGGGCGAGCAACUAGUGGUUGAUUUGUCAUGGAAUCAAUUCACUAGCGAUCGAUUUGUCACGGGAUCGAUCCACUCACCAAGUCUAGGGGAACCACUAGGAGGAGCAACUAAUAAUCCAUUUGUCACGAGAUCGAUCCGCUCACUCGGUCUCUAGGGUUUGUCUAGGUCUCUCCCUCAAACCGGAGUUUGAGCGGCUUAAUCACGACAGAUGCAAACUUGAUUCAAGGAGGGUGCUCAUCUCUAACCUAGAUAGUAGGCACAAAGUGCCCAGGAAAACCAAGCUUGUCAAGCCUACCUAAAAAGGUGUGGUUUUCCUCUAAUCUAGGUUAGGCAAGCACACAAGAUUUGGAAAGCACAACUAAGCACAACCACCAUGAAAACACCUCUAAUACUCAAAAUGAUGCAACCCAUACGAAAUCAUUCAAUCUAUACAUGUAAUUACAAAGUAUUAGUAGGGAUCUACAACACCCAAGAGAAAAGAGUGAGUUUCUAGAGAGAGAGAGAGAGAGAGAGAGGGAUUACAAAUUUGAGCUCAAGAUCUUCUUCUUCUAAGCUUGAAUCCUUGUCUUCAAGAUCCACCCAAGCCUCCAAUAAUGCUCCAAGAUAACUCUAGCACUCUCUCUCUCUCACACUAGAACUCCCCUUUGGUUUUUUUGGGCAAACCUGAGAGAGGGAAAUGAAUUUCUCUCCAAAAAAUACCAGCUCUCCCUUCUCUCUCCCCACUGUUGUCUUCAUAUUUUCCCGAAAGUGACCAGUGCACGGACGCGUUGGCUAGUUCAUGUCCGUGAACACCUAAACGCUUCUGUGAACUCAGUGUCGUCCAAAAUGCUCCGCUUCACUCUCCUGGGUUCACGGUCAAUGGCACCAGUUCACGGUCUUAGAGAUCGUGAACUCCCUUGUCCGACCGUGAACUGUGGGUGUUUCUAGGACGCCUUCACUUCACUGUUACGUGGCAAUUGUCACGGUCACUUUGGACUUUUCUUCGAUUUUUGCGCUUUUUGUCCUCCAAUUAUCUCUAAACUCGUCCUCGACCCUUCCCCACAUGCUAGGACCUGAAAUAUAUCAAAACAAGCACAACCUAGCGUGAAAUAUGUCGAGGAAUGAUGAAAUACUAAGCUAAGCGAAUAAGAAAUGAGGGGUAAAAUGUGGACAUUUCGGCCCGAAUCAACUUGGUGUUGUUUUCUGAUUUGUGUGUAGGGAGGUAUAUAAUCCGGAGCAAUCCGAAAACUUUGCUACCCCAUGAUAAGGACAUAAACCAAACUCUACGACUCCUAUCCUUGGAGAGGGAGCUAGCGGAGGCAAGGAGAAGAAGUAAAGAAAGGGGACAACAAUUUGGUCCCGGUGUUAGUGGAGUAGAAGUUGAAGAAGUGGAAGGUGAACCCGACAUUGGAGUAGAAAUGGUGGGGAACCAAAGACAAGAUGGAGCCGAAGCUCAUAACCUAAACGAUGCGCGGGGGGGGGGGGGGGGGGGGGGGGGGGGGGGGAAGAGGAAGCCCCAAGGACAAUGAGGUACUAUAUGGCCCUACGGCCGGCGGACAUUCAGUCGUCAAUCCUACACCCUCUUGUGGCAGCAAACAAUUUUGAGAUCAAGCCGACUCUAGUGACUAUGAUACAGAACAAUGCUUUGUUCCAUUGCCUUGAGAGCGAGCUACCAAGAGAGCACGUGCAGAGAUUCUUGGAGCUCGCGGGGAGCUUGAAAAUCAAUGGUGUGUCGGCUGAAGCUUUGCAACUAAGGCUUUUCCCCUAUUCACUUGUGGGAAAAGCACUCCGGUGGCUAAACAAUCGCCCACCUUGGUCAAUCACCUCAUGGGAAUACCUCCUCAACAAGUUCAUGACUCUCUACUGCCCCCCUUCGAAGACGACAGAAUGGAGAAAGAAGAUUACCCAUUUCGAGCAAAAAGAGGACGAGACCUUGAGCGACGCUUCGGAGAGGUACUUCGAUUAUUUUCUUCAGUGCCCUCACCACGGGAUUGAAGAACAGUUUCGGAUUGAAACCUUCUACGGAGGUCUAAUCCAAGAAGACAAAAUUCUCAUUGACUCCUUGUGUCAAUGGACAUUGAUGAAUAUGGCUUUGCCCCAAGUAACCGAGCUACUUGAAGACAUGGCCUUCAGGGGGUAUGAUUGGGGAUUGAGUAGAAGUGGGAGGAGAAACAAUGAUAGGGGAGUGAGAAGCGUGGGAGCGAACGCUCCGCUUGAGGCGAAGUUUGAUAAGUUGAUAGAGGUAUUGCUUGAAGAUAAGAGGCAAGGAAAAAGGCCGGUGAUGUCGUGCAACUGAUGCUCGAGCACUAGCCAUGAGAUGGCGGAGUUUCAGGCAAUGAAGGAGGCAACCGCUCCGGAGGAACAAGUCAACUUCAUGGCAAAUGCUAGGGCUAACAACCCAUAUAGCAAUACUUAUAAUCCCAGAUGGAGGAACUGCUCAAAUUUUGCUUGGUCAUCACCGACUAAUCCGAGGCCCCCAUGUUUUCAACGUCCCACAGGAAAUUACCAACCUCGGUAGACCUUCAUCCAACAAAGGCCUUAAGUCCAAGGCUCAAGCUUCCAACAACCGUACCAAGCACACGGUGGCCAAGGGUUUCAACAACAGCAACAACCCGACAAGCUAUCUAAGCUUGAAGACCUAGUGAACACCUUCGUGAGUACGAAUGCUCAAAAGUUUGAGAAGAUAGAGCAAUUUAUGUAUGUGGAAACACCAAGUUUACGUCAGUCGAGGCGGGUCUCCGAUGCCAUCAAGCGAGCCUCCAAAUUUUGUAGGAUCAAAUCGGCAAUCUUGCUGGCAUCCUCACCGAGAGACCAAAGGGAGCCCUACCUUCCCUAACUGUGGCAAACCCCAAGGACCAUGCCGGGGUGAACUUAAGACCACUAAGCUUACAUCACUUUAGCCGACCGUUCGCUCAUUAGCCCUGUGAGGCAUUGUGGAGGACAUGUUGGUGCGAGUGGGCAAGUUUUGCUAUCCGAACGAUUUCGUGCUUCUCUAUAUAAGCGAGGACGCGGCAUAUUUCAAAUGAUGUGAAAGAGAGUGGAGGAUAGCCUCUAAAGGCAAACCCCACCAUUACUUGUGUUGCUUGUGCUAAUGUUGAGCAGGAAGUUAAGGAGGGUGCUAUGCCCAAGGAAAAGAGGAAGAAUGCUUGGAGGAAAAAGAUGAAGGAAGCUUUGGCCCGAAGGAAGAAGGAGGCCAAAGCAAAGUUGGCCAACCAAGAGGGCCAAUUCAUGGAGCAUAAGAUGGGAGGCUAUAAGCCUCGCCCCAAGAGUGUGGUGGAUCCACUCUCGGUGGCAUCACGUUCCAAGACAUGAUUGAUCCCCAAACGUCAACAUAAUGACGAUAACUUAGCGCUUGUUGGGAUGCAACCAAACGGAGGUUUGUUUUCGUUUCCUUAUUUUCGUUUCCUUAUUUUCGUUUUUGGUGUCAAGUGAAGAGUUCGAUUGGUCAAGUGGUGUCCACGUGCCAUGUUUGUGGUUUUGCGAUUUAAGGUUGUGUUGUGAUUGAUUAGGAGGCACGGUGGAAUAGAUUGAGUCAAAUUUU